Melozone crissalis (California towhee) is the source of this 5244-nucleotide messenger RNA. It is a transcript of the gene RC3H1, whose product is annotated as ring finger and CCCH-type domains 1. Gene Ontology annotation, molecular function: metal ion binding; serine-type endopeptidase inhibitor activity. The transcript has 24 exons. Gene Ontology annotation, biological process: regulation of blood coagulation. Lineage: Eukaryota; Metazoa; Chordata; Aves; Passeriformes; Passerellidae. The record is from RefSeq and is a predicted model, not a curated record.
UGGCCGCUGCCGGAGUGGCAGCGGGGCGGCGGCGGGCGAUGGCGGCGCUGCCCCGGGGCCCGCGUGUACUACUGGAGGAGCAGCAGCAGGGCGCUGUGGCAGCCCCGGUGUGCCGGAGCUGAGGGGGCCGCUGGGCGCUGCAGGAAGCCCGGCCCGCGUGGUUAUGUUUCACACUAUGUGCAGACUGUCUGUACUUACAGAAGAUAUUUAAAACCAAACAGACUUUUUUGCAAAAUUUUGAUUCCAGUGGAAUCUGUGCUUUAGAUUUUUGUCUUGUCAAUUAACUGGUGAAGCAAUGCCUGUACAAGCUCCACAAUGGACGGAUUUUCUCUCCUGCCCGAUUUGCACACAGACUUUCGACGAAACCAUCCGCAAGCCCAUCAGCCUGGGCUGUGGCCACACUGUCUGCAAGAUGUGCCUCAACAAGCUCCACCGGAAGGCAUGUCCCUUUGACCAGACCACUAUCAACACAGACAUUGAGCUCCUUCCUGUGAACUCAGCCUUGCUGCAGCUUGUGGGUGCUCAGGUUCCUGAGCAGCAGCCAAUUACUUUAUGCAGUGGAGCUGAAGAUACCAAGCAUUAUGAGGAGGGCAAGAAAUGUGUGGAAGAAUUGGCAUUGUACCUCAAACCACUCAGCAGUGCAAGAGGUGUGGGUCUUAACAGCACGACUCAGAGCGUGCUGAGUCGGCCCAUGCAGAGGAAGCUGGUGACAUUGGUGCAUUGCCAGCUGGUGGAGGAGGAAGGGCGCAUCAGAGCCAUGCGGGCAGCGCGGUCGCUGGGUGAAAGAACAGUCACAGAGCUCAUCCUCCAGCAUCAGAACCCUCAGCAGCUCUCCUCCAACCUCUGGGCUGCAGUGAGAGCCAGAGGCUGCCAGUUCCUUGGGCCAGCAAUGCAAGAGGAGGCUCUAAAGCUGGUUCUGCUGGCUUUGGAAGAUGGAUCUGCUCUGUCACGGAAGGUCUUGGUUCUCUUUGUGGUGCAGAGACUGGAGCCACGAUUCCCUCAGGCUUCCAAGACUAGCAUUGGGCACGUUGUCCAGCUCCUUUACAGAGCCUCCUGCUUCAAGGUGACCAAGCGAGACGAGGACUCCUCCCUGAUGCAGCUGAAGGAGGAGUUUCGGACGUACGAGGCUCUGAGAAGGGAGCACGACUCGCAGAUCGUUCAGAUCGCCAUGGAGGCGGGUUUGCGCAUCGCGCCAGACCAGUGGUCCUCGCUCCUCUACGGAGACCAGUCUCACAAAUCCCACAUGCAGAGUAUCAUUGACAAGUUGCAGACCCCAGCCUCGUUUGCACAGAGUGUUCAGGAAUUAACUAUUGCUCUUCAGAGGACUGGAGAUCCAGCUAACUUGAAUCGUCUCAGACCUCACCUAGAGCUCCUAGCAAAUAUUGAUCCCAGUCCAGAUGCUCCACCUCCAACGUGGGAACAACUGGAAAAUGGAUUAGUUGCUGUGAGGACUGUGGUUCAUGGCUUAGUUGAUUAUAUCCAAAAUCACAGCAAAAAAGGAACAGAUCAACAACAGCCCCCUCAGCACAGCAAGUACAAGACAUACAUGUGCCGGGACAUGAAGCAGAGAGGAGGAUGUCCCCGGGGAGCCAGCUGCACCUUUGCACACUCACAGGAGGAGCUGGAAAAAUUCCGUAAAAUGAAUAAGCGUCUCGUUCCCCGAAGACCCCUUAGUGCCUCCCUGGGCCAGCUGAAUGAGGUGGGCCUGCCUUCAGGAGCUAUCCUCUCAGAGGAAGGGGGAGUGGACUUGCCCAAUAGGAAAACUUCUGCUCUGCCAAAUGGAAUUGUGUCAACAGGCAGCACAGUGACACAACUGAUUUCUCGAGGGACUGACUCUGGUUAUGAAAGUGCCCUGAAGCCGGGGAAGAUGGACCAUCUGAGCAGCAGUGCCCCUGGAUCCCCUCCUGACUUGCUGGAAUCUGUUCCCAAGAGCUCUAUUUCUGCCUUGCCAGUGAACCCUCAUCCUGUGCCUGCUCGGGUGCCAGCAGAUCUGCCCUCAGUGUCUGUCACCAAGCAGUUGCAGAUGGUACCACGAGGGUCUCAGUUGUACAGUGCACAACAAGCAGAUAUGUUUUAUCAGGACCCCAGAGGGGCUGCCCCAUCGUUUGAGCCAGCGCCCUACCAACAAGGAGUGUACUAUCCCACUCAGUCCGUGUCUCGCUUCGUGCGCCCCCCUCCGUCAGCGGCCGAGGCGGGCGCUCCGUACCUGGAGCACUACGGGCCGUACCUGCCGGAGCGCGUGGUGAGCCCGCAGUACCCGCAGCCGCAGGGCUACCCGGCGCUGGCGCAGCCCAUGUACCCGCCGCACUACGACGGCCGCCGCGUCUACCCGCCCGUGCAGCCCUACCAGCGCGAGGACGUGGUGCGCGGCAGCCCCGUGCCCAUCGACAUCCCGCAGGCGGCCGUGCCCCUCUACGUGCCCGAGGCCAGGGACAGAUACCAGCAAACGGAGCCCUACUGCCCCGUGGCUCCGCAUCUCGGGCAGAUCCGACCUUCCUGCCACAGGCCUCAUCCCAGCUUGGAUGAACUUCACCGACGAAGGAAAGAGAUCAUGGCCCAGCUGGAAGAGAGGAAGGUGAUAUCUCCACCUCCUUUUGCACCAUCACCAACCUUGCCUCAUCCUUUUCACUCAGAGGAGUACUUGGAUGAAGACCUGAAGGUAGCUGGGAAAUACAAAGGAAAUGACUACAGCCAGUACUCUCCGUGGUCCUGUGACACCAUCGGCUCCUACAUUGGAACCAAAGAUGCAAAACCCAAAGAUGUUGUGGCAGCAAGGAGUGUGGAGAUGGCGAAUGUGGACGGCAAGGCCAUGCGUGAGCAGCGACUGGACAUGCAGCGGCGCGCGGCCGAGGCGGGGGACGAUGACCUCAUUCCCUUUGGAGACCGCCCAACUGUGUCAAGAUUUGGGGCCAUCUCCCGUACUUCCAAAGCCAUGUACCAGAACUCUGGGCCCAUGCAGGCCAUGGCAGUUCCGGGAGCUGCCACCAAAUCCAUCAUUUCAGACUACAGUCCUUAUGAAACUCACGGUGGCUGGGGAGGCUCUCCAUAUUCUCCUCAUCAAAAUAUACCUUCUCAGGGACGUUUCAAUGACAGGGAGAGGCUGUCCUUGUCAGAUGUGGCUGCUCAUGGGAAGCAGUUGCCCUCAGCUGAACGGGAGCAGCAGCUGCGCAUGGAGCUGCAGCAAGUUGACCAUCAGAUCAGCCAGCAGACCCAAAUGAGGGGGCUGGAGGCUGUUAGUAACAGGCUGCUGUUGCAGAGAGAGGCGACUACCCUGGCAGGCCAACCACAGCCCCCACCCCCACCUCCCAAGUGGCCUGGGAUGAUCUCAAGUGAACAGCUGAGCUUGGAGCUACACCAGGUGGAAAGGGAAAUUGGCAAGAGAACCCGUGAGCUGAGCAUGGAGAGCCAAUCUUCACUGGAUAUGAAAAACAAGCUGGGCACCACUAAACAGACAGAAAAUGGACAAUUAGAACCACAAAACAAGGUUCCAGCUGAGGACCUUACACUGACAUUCAGGACAAUGCAUCUCCUCGCGCUGUGCCUGCUCAGUGUGUGGGGGCUGGCUGCCCCUGAGCACUACGCUGUGGAGGACGUCUGCACCGCCAAGCCCCGCGACAUCCCCGUGAACCCCAUCUGCAUCUACCGCAACCCCGACAAGAAACCCCAGGAGGGAGAGGGGCAGGAACCAGCCAAGGACAAGCUCCCAGAGUCCACCAACCCCCGGGUGUGGGAGCUGUCCAAGGCCAAUUCUCGGUUUGCUGUUGUCUUCUACAAGUACCUGGCUGACUCCAAGGACAAUAGGGAAAAUAUCUUCAUGUCCCCCCUCAGCAUUUCCACAGCCUUCGCCAUGACCAAGCUCGGAGCCUGUGGCAGCACCCUCCAGCAGCUCAUGGAGGUCUUUCGAUUUGACACCAUCUCAGAGAAGACGUCAGAUCAGAUCCAUUUCUUCUUUGCCAAGCUGAACUGCCGCCUGUACAAGAAAGCAAACAAAUCCUCAGAGCUGGUGUCAGCCAACCGUCUCUUCGGGGAGAAAUCUUUGGUCUUUAAUGAGACUUACCAGAACAUCAGUGAAAUCGUUUAUGGAGCAAAACUCUGGCCCUUGAACUUCAAAGAGAAGCCAGAACUUUCCAGGCAGAUCAUUAAUGAGUGGGUGGCUAACAAGACAGAGAAGCGCAUUACAGAAGUGAUCCCAGAAAGUGGUAUUGAUGAUCUCACUGUCUUGGUCCUGGUCAACACCAUUUAUUUUAAGGUAAGAAAAACUAACAGAACUGGGGAGCAGCACACUUGCUUAGAGGAGACAUGCUGCUCAUGUUUGUUUUCCCCCUCUCCUUUUUAGGGGCACUGGAAAUCGCAGUUCCCAGCUCCAAACACAAAACUGGAUGUAUUUCAUAAAGCCAAUGGUGAGACCUGCCAAGUCCCAACUAUGUACCAGGAGUCCAAAUUCCACCAUGCAUUCAUUGCCCAGGACAAGGUCCAGGUGCUGGAGCUGCCUUACAAAGGGGAUGACAUCACGAUGCUGCUGGUCCUGCCCAGUGCUGGGACGCCACUGGAGGAGGUGGAGCGAGAGCUGACCUCAGAGAGGCUGCAGGGCUGGAUCGAUUCCAUGAAGGAGAUGUCUCUCUUUGUCUACCUGCCUCGCUUCCGCAUCGAGGACAGCUUCAGCCUCAAGGAGAAGCUGAGGAAAAUGGGGCUGGAAGAUCUCUUCAGUCCAGAAAAUGCCAGACUCCCAGGUAUCAUUGCAGAGGGCCGCACAGACCUGUACGUGUCUGAGGCUUUCCACAAAGCCUUCCUUGAGGUGAAUGAAGAAGGCAGUGAGGCCUCAGCUGCUACAGCUGUCACCAUCUCUGGCCGUUCCUUUCCUCUGAACAGAAAAAUCUUCAAUGCCAACAGGCCCUUCCUGCUUUUCAUCCGGGAAGCUGCCCUCAACACCAUCAUCUUCAUGGGCAGGAUAGCUGAUCCCUGCUCCUAAAGGGGCUGGUAGGGCCUCACUUCUCCCUCCUCUGCCUCAGGAAAGGGAGAGGGGGUAUUGCCACUAAGUGUGGGCUGCUCCUGGGGUGCUUGGUCUUGCUGUUUGGUGCCAGCUGCAGGGAGGGACUGCAUCCAGCUGGGCUGUCCCUGCUCCUCCCUGCCAUGUCAGUGAGGGGGCUCAUAGGUCACCUCACUGUCCUGUCCUUUGUGGCAAGGAAAGCUGAAUUUCAUCUGGUACUGGUAUUUUUGUGGCACCCAAGUCCAGCAUUGCUGUCC